UGAACGACAAUCUCAAUUUACAGCAAGCGCAACCAGGUGUUUUCGCUACAAAAAAACAAAUAAAAAUAAAUAAACCUGGCGUUAAUACUCGUUUCGUGUGUUUUUUAUAACUAAAAGAACGGCUCCGUGGCAAUUAUCUACGCAAAAAACAAUACGUAAACUUUUUGGCUUAAAAUUUGCGAUUGUUUAUUUGCUUGUUUCUGUUUAUAUGCGUGCGCGAGUGCAUGUGUGUGUGCGUGUGUACAUAUGUAUUUGUUAGCAAGUGUAAUGAUUUGGAGGCUGUGAAGAGCUGUCGCGACGGCAAUUGAAUUAGCAACAUAAAGUCGCUGUUGCUAGAGCUGCUGUAUUGACAACUGCGGCAGGUGCAGUUGCAGGUGCAGCAGCGGCGUCGCCCCCUUACACCAGAGCACGCACGCACGCACACACACAUCCAUACAUACAGAAAGACAAACAGGCAGGUAAAACUACAACAACAACAACAUGGCUGGCACGGCAACCGCAACACCAAUGGAAAUUGACGAAUUCAUAAAUGGAGCGCUCGUUUCUUGGUUGGAGUCAUGCCUUCCACGUGCCGAACUUCUGGCCGGCUACACUUCGCUGCUGGAUGGCAUCAUAAUACACAGCGUUUGGCUCCAGAUCGAUCCGGAGCCCCAGAACAAUCCCAGCGAACUGCUGACCGAUCUCAGUGGGAAUUCUCUGAGCGUGGCACGUGCCAAAAACUUUGAGUGCAUCGUGCGCAACUUAAAGGCGCUAUUCGAGGACGAGCUUGGCCAGACUAUUUUGGUGCUGCCCGAUGCCUACAUGUUGGGCUACUAUCCGGAGAGUAAACAUGGUCUGGAACAGAUGAAAACAUUGCUGACGUUGUUGCUGGGUGCAGCGGUGCAGUGUCCUAACAAACAACUGUUUAUUGCACGCAUCAAGGAGCUGGAUCUGGAGACGCAACAUGCGAUUGUGGCGCUUAUCAAACAGGUCACCGAUAGCCACAGUCUGGUGCUCACCGAGGACUCACUGGAACGUCUCACCCCCGAGAAUAUGUAUGGUCACAUUAUGCGCUUAACCAAGGAACGAGAUCACAUGUACUUGAAGUGGAUUGAAACCGUGUGCGUUGAACCCGAGCUGAAUGCAAGCGAUGGUGCUGAAUGUGGUCAGGGCGUCAGUGUCCCACGUUCACCCUCCAGCGGCACAGCAACUUCGACACCAUCCUCAUCCUCCAAUUCAGAGAGUAAUCACUUGGCCGUCGAGUGUGCUGACUUAAGAUCAAAGAACCGCAAAUUACGCCAGGAGCUAGAGGAGAAAUCGGAGAAUCUGCUGGAGCUGCGUGAGGAGUUGGACGAUAAGAAGCUGCGCUUUGAUAAGUUGCGUCAAGAAAGCCAGGAUUGGUUUACGGAGGCAAAGCGUGCGGCAGCCUAUCGAGAUGAGGUGGACAUAUUGCGGGAGCGUGCUGAACGUGCCGAUCGUCUGGAGAUUGAGGUGCAAAAGUAUCGCGAGAAACUAGGCGAUUCUGACUUUUACAAAUCGCGUGUUGAAGAGUUACGCGAGGAUAAUCGUGUGCUUCUUGAAUCCAAAGAAAUGCUAGAAGAACAACUACAGCGAUCUCGCAAACGCUCAGAACACGUCAUCACCUUGGAGACGGAGAUCAUCAAGUACAAGCAAAAGUUAAAUGAUAUGGCACUGGAGCGAGAUGUGGACCGUACGAAGCUAGAGGAGUUGCUGGAGGAAAACGCCCAGCUGCAGCUGGUUGCCAAAAAUCUGAACUCAACGCAGGAAAUUGACAAAUCCUUUUCGGACAAUGACGACGAAUGCAAUUCGGGUGACAACAGUUUGUCCGAGCAGCUAACCAACAACGCACAAACUCGUGCACUAAAACUAGAGCUGGAAAAUCGUCGCCUAACUGCUGCUCUGGAACAAUUGAAGGAGAGCAGUUUCCAUGAAUCGACCAGUAAAAUGCUCGAGCUUGAAAAGGAAAAGAAGAAAUUGUCAUUGAAGAUCGAGCAAAUGCAGGAGAAUAUACAAAGAUUGACACAGCAAAAUGUGGAGCUAGAGAGCGUGUUUAAGAACGCAUUAGAGGAGAAUAAGAAACUGCAGGAUGCUGUCGAUAAUCGACAGAAAAGCUAUGAUCGCCAGAGCCUCGAACGUGAUGCCGAUCGUCAGAAACUCUCGGAUGCCGAGCAACAUGUGGAGACCCUUAAUAAGGAGAAACAACGCAUUCAAACCCUUAACGACAGCAUUCAACGGCGUGCCGAUGACUUGGAGCGCCUUACGGAAAGCAAGACCAAGGAGCUGGAACAGUACGUGGAGAAGACGCAACUGUUUGAGCAAACUAAGCAGCGGCUCUACGAGAUUGAGGCCAAAGUGAGCACCUACGAGCGUGAGAAUGCGAGUCUGCUGAAGGAGGUGACAAAGCUAAAGGAGAGCAGCGAGGAAAAGUCGGUGCAGCUAGAUGAAUCCAUUAAUCGAUUAGAUACACAAGCCAAGGAGUUAUUGCGCAUGACAAAGGCGCAAGAUGAAGCGGAAGUCAUGCAACAAAAGCUUUUGGAUCUGGAGAAACAGAACCAAGAGUUGAGCUCACAACGCAACAUUGAUCAGGAAAUGAUUAGCACGUUGCGCAACGAUCUGGUUAAUGGCACGCUAGUCACGAAGAAGGUUCGCCAUAAUCUCGAGAAGCUCGGACUCGAUGUCAAUGAGGUCGAUGGUGAACCCAACGAGCUGAAUGUGGAGCAUGUGGUAGAGAAAUUGGUGCGCAAUCCUGAAACCUUCAAAACGGUGCGUGAGAUAAUGUUGAAUGUGAAUCGCGAGCAGCAACAGGAAAGGUCGGAGGCGGGCGUCAAGUCGGACAUGUGUGUGCUGUGUCAUCGCCAGGAGAUAUUUACAGUAGAAAAGAACAUUGAGUUGUCAGCUGCUGUGCCCUCAGCGCAAGAACUACGAUUUGAGCACAUGGUGCGACUAAGUCCAGCACGCGAAUCGGCGGAAAUGUUGCGACUUCAAGAGAGUAACACUCAGCUGCAAACGGAGAAUGCACGACUUAGCGUGGAUGUGGCUGCGUUAGGUUCGCAAAUAACAUCGCUGAAUACGCAGCAUGUGGCAUUGCAGCUGGCGAAUUCGCAGCUGGCCGCUGAGAAGGAUACGCUGUUAAAGGACAUUGAUGCGUUGCAGCAGGAGCACAAACAUGCUCUUCAGGAUCAAGUGACUCUGCAGUGUCUGCAUGAUCAACUGUCAGCGGAGUAUGAAUCUCUCAACAAGGACAAAGAGCAGCUGAAGGCAGCAGUGCGUGAUUUGCGACAAGAAACACGCGAUGCACGCGAAACUAUUCAGGAGCAGGAGCAACGCAUCGAGGACUUGACCACACAGACGAGUACUAUGAAAACCUGUCACGAAGAUCUCGCUAUUCUACGCACUGAGCACUCUAAGUUGACUGAUGAUUUCCGUAAUUUGUUCGCCACUAGUGAUCGCUUUAAGAACGAGUACAAGAACAUUCAGGAACAGUACAAGAUGAUUCGCAUGGAGCAUAGCAGUCUUAAAUUACAAAACACAGAACUUACCGGUGAGCUGAAUGCCAAACAAGAUCAGGUCCGUCUAUUGCAGAUCGAGUACUCCAAGGUACAGCAACGUUGUGAGAUGCUGAUACAGAACAAUGCUGACUUGGAUUCGGAGCGUAAGGCAUUGAUGGAUAAUGUGUCGCAACUGCUGUCGCAGUAUCAAGAACUGUUGGCCAUUUCCCUAGAGGACAAAAAGCAUUUCCACGAAGAGGAAAAGAACUACACGGAACGUGUGCACAGCCUAAAGCGUCAGAAGGAAAAGCUUGAGGAGAAAAUCAUGGAACAUUACAAAAAAUCAGAGACCACCGUUCAAAAAAAAAAACCAUUUGCCAGCAGCCUGGUGCGACGUGUGAAGAAGGCCAGCUCCGAAUUGAUGAACAAGGUGCCCAGUCGGAAUCGUCGGUCUUGGGUGGAUGAUGCACGGACAAGUUCACAGUUCGUGAGCUCUGAAUCGGGUGGCAACGAAUCUGACAACAGCAACGAGGAACCGCUCUCUAUUGCUUCAGAUACUCAUUUGCUACAACGUAAUAUGCCUUUGCGUCAGAGCCUGCAACGCGAUUUACUGGAUAGUUCGAUUCAACGCGGCGGUACUGUGCGAAGUAGCUUGCAGGCACAGAAACGUACGGAUUUGAGUAACUCACGUAGAAAUAGCGUGCACGGCAGUCUGGAAGCGCCUGAUGUAACUGGCAGCAGUUUGACACUCGGUACAGCGGGUUCGCGUCGCACUGUUUAUCUAAUUGACGAGCAUCAAAAGUUGACCGAAGCUGGCUCUAAUAGCAACGCAACUCCGCAGCAAUUGCAACAACCUCAGGCCACCUCAACGCCGACGCCAAGUAAUAGUGGUAAUACUGCCAACGCAGCCGCCGAGCCACAGACGCCACAGAAGAACGAGAGUCCGGCUACAUUUCUGAUGUACAAUAGGAUUAAUACAACGAUCGGUGGUGCCGCAUCCAACAACAACGAACAGAAUCCGCUGCUGCAGGCCAGUGGCAGUGGCGGCAGUGUCGCUGGCUCCGCGAACCAGGACGAUAAAGCGUUGCGCAAGCGUAAUGAAGAUAAAAGCAAUAGCAUUUGGUAUGAAUAUGGCUGCGUCUAAAACUUUGGACAAAUACUAGUACAUUAAUUAAAUGCAUUUGCUGACAACGAAGUAUUAUUUCGUUUUAGAGAGUAACGAAUUUAUAUAUAUGCCUUUAGCUUAAGUGCUUAUUAAAUGCUAUGAUUUGCCUUAAGAACCAGACACACAAGUCUGCACUUUGUAUACGUAGUUAAGAGCGUUUACAUCUACAUAUGUUUAAUGUUUAUGUAUGUUGUGUUAUACAAUUAGAUAUAGUUUAUAUAUACAUAUGUAUAUAUUAGUAUUUGUAUUUGUGUUUGUGUAACUGAACGAAGACUAAGUACGGAAAAUGUGCGAAUUCAUAAUUACCUAGACUACACACUUAUUGUGUAACCAAUACCGAAAUGUAUGUUCAUGACGUCCAGAAUAUAUAUGUGUGUAGGAGCAACAGAUCAAAAGUUUACUAUAUUUUAUUUAUGUAUUUUACAAACUCUGAACUCGAAUAUAUUCCUACAUUUUGUAUACUACAGCUAACAGCUUACAGCUAACAAAUGCGCCUUCAAUUUGUGAAUAUAUAUUAUAUAUUUAUACAAACGUAAUCCAAUAAUUAUACAUUAUUAAUGCAAAUUAAAGUAAUUUAUUGACCAACAUUUAAAAACGCAAUAAAAAUUAAAAACAAGAA
Molecule: messenger RNA, 5272 nt
Organism: Drosophila albomicans
Lineage: Eukaryota; Metazoa; Arthropoda; Insecta; Diptera; Drosophilidae
Gene: Girdin
Product: protein Daple
Biological process (GO): cytoskeleton-dependent intracellular transport; cytoplasmic microtubule organization
Cellular component (GO): centrosome; cytoplasm
Molecular function (GO): microtubule binding; dynein light intermediate chain binding
Source: RefSeq, a predicted model, not a curated record